AUGCCCGGCAAAUCUAUCCUACAGGAUCUAGAGAAAGAGGUCGCUGAUCUCGAGUAUCGUUUACACAAUGCGAGAACCCGUCUAGCCCUGGCCUCGGAACCUCUGGAGAGUGGCGAAUCCUCCUCCUAUCUGCCUCUUCCUGCCGAUGUGGUACCGUUAGUACCCACCCACGCGCUGCUGUUGCUGUCCGAUUCCGCCCUUCCGUUAGGUUCGUUCGCAUACUCAAGCGGCCUGGAAUCUUACCUGGCGCACAACAAACCUCUCCCCCGCUCGGUCACGCCUCUUGCUUCCUUUCAUCGUUUUCUCAAGCUGUCGAUAACUUCGAUUGCAAGCACCUCUAUCCCGUACGUUCUUGCUGCGUUCCGGAACCCGGGCGAUCUAGAGACCCUGGACAACGAUCUGGAUGCGUCGACGCCGUGCGUCGUGGCGCAGAGGGCGAGUAUCUCCCAAGGGAGAGCGCUGAUUAGCGUGUGGGAGCGAGCGUUCCGGGGCACUUAUGCUUCAGGCCCCUUCUUAGCCGGCAUCGCUGCUGCCCAAGCGGUAAAAGCCAUCGAGUCUUUCGGAGACUCUCUCAAAUCCUCCCUGGGGGAUGCGAAUGAUCUGGGCCCCAAGGGCCAUUUCGCACCCCUGUGGGGGGUUGUCUGCCUGGCCAUGGGCAUGGACGCCUACCAGACCGCGUAUGUUUUCCUUUUAAACCAUGCGAAGGCCGUUCUCAGCGCCGCGGUCCGCGCGUCUGUUUUGGGCCCCUACCAGGCACAGAGCGUUCUGGCCGGUCAACACCUCCAAGACAUGAUCACGGAGCGCUUAGACCGAGAAUGGGAGACGCCCGUAGAGGAUGCAGGGCAGGCGGUACCUUCGUUAGAUCUUUGGAUGGGCAGGCAUGAACUUCUUUAUAGCAGGAUAUUUAAUUCAUAA
Messenger RNA from Aspergillus tanneri, 915 nucleotides. RefSeq names its product urease accessory protein UreF. Lineage: Eukaryota; Fungi; Ascomycota; Eurotiomycetes; Eurotiales; Aspergillaceae. The coding region runs from base 1 to 915 and encodes 304 amino acids. The transcript is spliced from 2 exons. The record is from RefSeq and is a predicted model, not a curated record. Gene Ontology annotation, molecular function: nickel cation binding.